UUUGGGUCCGAGUUGUUCCGUCUACAGCGAGGAGCACCGUCUGCUCCAUGAAUGAGAACUAAAAACACACGCUUGAAAAACGUCGGAUUAUAAAAGAAAAACUGCUUGAGGUUUUCGCCCAGAAGUCAUAUUUGUCAGAAUGACGGCCAACAGGAGGAACAUCACCCAGGUUGGUAUAGCUGUAGACGUGAGCAGUAUCAGUUUAACCUGUUAAACCUCGAACAGAUCUGAAGACAAGCUGGGUUGGUUCGAGCUGUACGCCGCUGCAGCAGGGAUGAUCAUGUCCCACAUGAAUGGUUACGUGCAGGAGGCCUCUGAUCAGGCCGACGCCCACAGGGAGAGGGCCAUCGACUGUCCAGGUGAGCAGAACAGCCUAGUCCAGUGUCCACACAGCAGCGCCCACAUGGAGAGGAUCCAGCACUACCAGGAGGAGCUGAGGAAGCGGAGAGAGGCGGACAACAAGGCCAAGCAUGAAAUCGACCCCAACGCAUCAGUGAGACUCAAGAAGUUGUCACAGAACCCUAAAGUGGGCGUCGAUAAUCCCACCUUCGAGGGGAAAGACAGAGCUUCAACCAAAGAGGAAGGAUGCCCGGCGGAACCUGUAAUUGAGCUGGAGGAGUUGCUGCAGGCCGUGAGGUGCGCGCAGCGCUGUCUGACUGACGACCAGAGCCAGCACGAUGUGGAGGUGCUGCUGCAGCUCCUAACCAAGGAAGACUUCCAGAACGCCUACGCCGUCUACAGUGCCGUGUCCCAGCAGAUGAGCAGAGUCAGCCCUACGUCACCCCUCACAGUGCAGGCACAGGACCUCUGCCAGGAGGUGCAGAAGAUGCUGCAGUCGAGCCAGCAGCAGGAGGGUUUGGAACUCAGGGUUCUUCUCACCAGUCCUCAUCUCCAGGCACUCAUGCAGGCUCAUGACAAUGUGGCAGUGCAGGAAAUGGCAGAGGCGGUAAAUGUGACCCAUUACCUCGGCGAGACGGUUAAACUGGUGCGGCUGGAGAAAGCUCGUGAUACUCCACUGGGUGCAACAGUACGUAAUGACAUAGACAGCGUGAUCGUGAGUCGUGUGGUGAAAGGCGGGAUGGCGGAGCGGAGCGGCCUCCUAAGCGAGGGAGACGAGAUCGUGGAGAUCAACGGAAUUCCAAUUCGGGGAAAACACAUCAAUGAAGUCCAUGAUUUACUGCAACACAUGCAGGGAACGCUGACCUUCCUCCUCAUCCCCAGUUGUCAGGUCAAACCUGCUCCACACAGACAGACUGUGAUGCACGUGCGAGCUUGCUUUGACUAUGAUCCCUCUGAUGACCCCUUUGUGCCGUGUCGGGAGCUGGGCCUGUCCUUCCGGAAGGGAGACAUUCUCCACAUCAUCAGCCAAGAUGACCCCAACUGGUGGCAAGCCUACAGGGAUGGAGACGAAGACAAUCAGCCAUUCGCGGGGCUCGUUCCAGGGAAAAGCUUCCAGCAGCACAGAGAGUUCUUAAAGAAAACGGUGACUGAGAGGAGUCGGGAGCAGCAGGGGAAGCUUUGGUACGUAAAGAAGAGCAAAAAACAGAGGAAGAAGAACGCGUUGAAUUUGAACAGCCUCGAGGAUGAGGACAUCCUGACCUACGAGGAGAUGUCCCUGUAUCAUCAGCCUUCCCACCAUAAACGCCCCAUUGCUUUGGUUGGUCCCACAAACAGCGGCCACGAUGAUCUGCAUAGACGACUUGUCUCCAUUGAACCAGAAAAGUUUGCUGUUGCUGUUCCACAUACUACCAGGAAUCCAAGGAUACAUGAGAAGAAUGGGCGGGACUACUACUUUGUGACCCGAUCUUCCUUUGAGGCCGACCUGGCUGCAGGGAAGUUUAUCGAAUCAGGGGAAUAUGAGAAGAAUUUGUACGGCACCAGCACCGAUUCUGUCCGGCACGUCAUCAACGCUGGGCGCAUCUGUUUGCUGUGUCUGCACAACAGAUCGCUGCGGGUGUUAAGGUCCUCUAAACUGAAGCCUUACAUCAUCUUCAUCGCUCCUCCUUCUCAGGAAAGACUGCGCACCCUGCUGGCCAUUGAGGGGAAAACGCCAAAGCCCGAGGAGCUGAAAGACAUUAUCGAAAAGGCCCGCGAGAUGGAGCAAAAUUUUGGCCACUUCUUUGACGCGACCGUCGUGAACGCGGAUCCGGACGCAGCUUUCCACGAACUGCGGAGGCUGAUUGAAAAGCUGCACACAGAACCACAGUGGGUUCCCACGUCCUGGCUGUGUUAGAGCGCAGAGGGUCUCCCGUUUGGACAGCGGUAACGCCUCACUGUUUGUUUGUUUCUUUAAACUUGCACAUUCUCCUUGUCUGUAGACGACGUGAUCAUUGACACUCAUUAGACAGACUCAGGUCUCCAUUUGUUUUUCUUGGUUUUUGUCUUUGCAGGUAUUUUUACCCCGUUUUAUGAACCUUCUCUCAGUUUUAUGCAAAACCGUUGAUCAGAUGUGUAAAUAUUUGUCAUGUUCUUAAUAGUUAUUUAUAAUUGUGAAUACAUAUAUUUUGUAGACAAAAGGAAACCACUUGUAUUGUUAAUAUUUUGUGUGUGAUGUACAGUACAAACAAAAUGAUGCACUCAGCUGUCACUGUUAUUAAAGACCCACAUUGUGCAUAAAUUAUUUACCUUUCACGGGUCAGAAAGUAGUUCAAGUGUUAUAAUUUUUAUAUUGUGGCAAUUUUCAGAGUCCAUGAGUAAGUGGGCAGACAAAAUGUAUUAUUUUUCACACAUAUCAUCACUUUAACAGCUGAAUUUCCUUUAAAAAGUUAUUUCCAAGUCACUGAAAAUGUCGCAACUUAACCCGUUUAUGACCCAGAUUUUUUUUUUUUUUAAUAAGUGGGAAAAGUUGCAUUAGUACCUUUGAGAUUUUUUUUUAAUUUUUUAUUGUGAGUAGAAAAUGACAGAGAUACAC
Molecule: messenger RNA, 2911 nt
Organism: Thalassophryne amazonica
Lineage: Eukaryota; Metazoa; Chordata; Actinopteri; Batrachoidiformes; Batrachoididae
Gene: pals1b
Product: membrane protein, palmitoylated 5b (MAGUK p55 subfamily member 5)
Exons: 14
Coding region: 275-2233 (652 amino acids)
Biological process (GO): establishment or maintenance of polarity of embryonic epithelium; establishment or maintenance of epithelial cell apical/basal polarity; morphogenesis of an epithelial sheet
Cellular component (GO): adherens junction; plasma membrane
Molecular function (GO): protein binding
Source: RefSeq, a predicted model, not a curated record